UCUCUCUGUAUAUAAUCUUCAAACGACCGAAUUUCCGUCGUUCUCAGUUCUCGCGUCAUAUUGAAAUCGGGGUUAGGGUUUUCAGCAGCGAACAAAAGAGAGAUAAUGGGAGUGUACACUUUCGUGUGCCGAAGCUCAGGGGACGAGUGGACGGGGAAGCAGCUCUCCGGGGACCUUGAGGCCUCUGCUUCCUCCACCUACGAUCUCCAGAGGAAGCUUGUCCAGACUGCCCUUUCCGUGGACUCCUCCGGCGGCGUCAGCACUUCUUUCUCAAUCAUCACUCCUUCGUCUGGCGUCUUCCAGGUGGUUGUCGGUGGUUCUGCUGUUGGUGGUGCAGCAGCUGCAGCAGCAGCUCCAGGAGGUGGCUCAGCUCCUGCUGCUGAAGAGAAGAAGGAAGAGGAGAAGAAGCCUGAGAAGGAGGAGAGCGAGGACGAAGAUAUGGGAUUCUCUCUGUUUGAUUAGAGCCCAUCUAUGUUGCUAUGAGUUUGCUAUUAUUGUCUUGAACUGUUACCUAUUUUGUUUUGAGAGGCUACUAUUGCUUGAGAUUAUUACCAGAUCUGUCAAAUUGAAUUGGAUCGCUUGAAAUGUUUUUGAAUCAGAAAUUUUCUAACAGUUUGGUUUAAUGGUUUUAGGCGAUUAUAUGGACACUAUUUUUGCCAGACUCUGUGGACAAUGUUCUCCUGCUGAAUGGGAAUUCUGUUGGUUGUGUUUGGCCUA
Molecule: messenger RNA, 717 nt
Organism: Tripterygium wilfordii
Lineage: Eukaryota; Viridiplantae; Streptophyta; Magnoliopsida; Celastrales; Celastraceae
Product: 60S acidic ribosomal protein P3-2-like
Exons: 2
Coding region: 106-462 (118 amino acids)
Biological process (GO): translational elongation
Cellular component (GO): ribosome
Molecular function (GO): structural constituent of ribosome
Source: RefSeq, a predicted model, not a curated record